GCGGGGAGCGCGCUCGCAGGCUCCGAGCGCUCGCUGCGGCCCCGCCGCGCCCGGCCCGCUCCGCAGCGCCCCGCGCCGGGCAUGUGAGCGCGGGCGGCCCCGCCAGCAUGGCCUCGCCGCGCGCCGCGCGCUGGCCGCCGCCGCUCCCGCCGCUCCCGCUGCUGCUGCUGCUGCUGCUGCUGCUGCUGCUGCCGCCGCCGCCCGCCAGCCCCGGCCCCAGCCACGCGCCCCGGCGCGGCCGCUCCGGCCGGCUCCCCCGAGGCGCGAGCGCGGCUGCUGUAAGGAACCACUGGCCAGAAAAUAGUACCGAGCCCCACACAGACAACAUCGCCUUUGAUCAGAAUCCAGAGGACUUUCAAACAGUGGGUUCAAAAGAGGGUACUUCGAUUCAGACCUCCAAAAUGAGCCACACUUCUUCGGAAGCUCCAGAAGACGUUACUCUCCUAAUUGAAAAAGCAAGUGCUGAAGGGAGGAAGGAGCCUUCCAGGAGAACAGAUUCCACUCUUUCCCCUACCGAGCACUCACCUGAGAGCGCGAGAGUGCUGACUUCCCAGGGCAGCAUCUUCUCCUUAGAAAGUCUUCACUUGCCAUCCAGCAGUUCUGAGUCAGAAGGAAGAACUGCCUCUCCUCACGUGGAGAGCAGAACAGUCCCGGGCGUCCUGCAGCGGGCGGAGGAUCCCCCAGGAGCAGUGACGGUGCACACUCAGGUGUCGGGCACUUCAGCUCUGAGUCAGACCCCACUUCCAGCUUUGGAGCCAGGAGAACCAGCCAUGCUCUCUGUGAGAAGAGAUUCCUCAGGACCACAGCUCUCUUCGUUUCAUUUCUCCAGGACACCAGUUUAUCCUUCUUCAGAUUAUUCUUCGUCUCCUGGAAGUAUAAAGGAACUUACCUCCAGUAUUUUCCAAAACCCAUCAGUCAGCCAGACCAAGAGUAUGCACGUUUCCACUACAUUCACAAAUGGUGCCCAAAGGGAGCUUCAGCUUUUGACUGUUAGUCAGGGACCUAUAAACAAGACAGUGGGUUUUCCUGAGGACUCCAAAAUCACCACAACUUCAGCCGCAGUCCACUCUUCACCCUCCACAGGAGAACUGCGAAGAAAUGGCACAAGCAAGAAUCCAGCAGAUGAAUUAAUUGAGCAAUCCACAGAAAAUGAAUUUGAUCUUACAUCUUUACAUAAGCAAAAUGAUUCCCCAACUUUUGGAAGCCAUCUGCUUACAAGCACCCUAGAAGCAGGAAAUAAAAGCUCCACCCAUCUCAAGGAGACUGUGUCUAAGUCAGUCCCGUCCAUCGGAGGUGGACAGAGCACACCACACUGGCUCUUGACCAACAGUAAGACACCUGCAGAUGUGACAGGAAGUUCUGCUUCACGUGGUGAAGUUCUGACCCAAUUUUCAGACUCUGCACAACAGUCCACAGGAAGGAAGACUGCAGUGGAUGAGAAAAGUUACUCAGAGUCUUUGUCUCCAUCUUUCUCACAAAGCCUGGAGUCCUUAGCACAACGUGGAGAACAUUCAACCCCAGCCCGGGAACGCAGUACAGCGCCUGGCGUCUCUUCCGCCGGUGAGGAGAGCACUUCCGGGGCGCAACCCCGCGACGUGCACACGUCGGCCACGCUCGCCGGAAGUGGGGAGCGCACGCUGCGCUCUCUCAGCCUCACGGAUGCAGCGACGUCUGCGGAGGCCGGAAGCUCCGGAGUAGCGGCCAGCGAAGCCGAGAGCAGUGCUCAGCGCAGCAACGCGACAGAUGACGUGGGCCUGCUCGCACAGUCAACAGCUGCCUUCCCAGCGCUUGGAGUUACGGGACUUAGUGGUCAAGUGAGUGGCACAGACGCUGAACAAAGGACUUCCAGUGACCAUAGAGACCACACCUAUGUUUCAUCUACUUUCACCAAAGGAGAACGGGCAUUACUGUCCAUUACAGAUAAUAUUUCAUCUCCAGAUAUCAAUGAGAGCUCAACUUCUUAUAUUAAAAUCCCAAACUCUUCAUCUUCAGACUAUUCUUCUUCUUCUCAUGUUCAGACUAAAAGAAGUAAUGUCUCAUCCUACGAUGGAAAAUAUAUUCAGCCUUCCACUGAGUCAUUGGUUCUGCACACAUCCAGCUUUCCAUCCUACACAUCCACCAUUAAAGUGCCAAACAUUUUUGUUCCUCUGGAUGCCAAUACUGGAUCUGUUGAUGACUCAUCUUCAGGGUCCCCUUUGCCUCCACCAGAAGUAUCACAGUCCUUCCAGGUCUCAUCAAGUUUACCAUUAACCAGGACCUCCACACAUCAGCUCAAGUCUACCUCUGAGGUGUCCACAACUUUAUCUUCCUCACUUUUAUCAGUAUCCUCAAUGGCAUCUAUCCCACUUUCAGUCUCACAAGCAACCUUACCACAUUCGUCUUAUGCACCCAUCCUGUCCAGGACAAGGGAGACACCUGUGACAUCAGUUCAGACCUUGACAAUUGCAUCAUCCAUAGCAAUGAGUCAGAGUAAUCAAACAGCAGAUCCCAACAACCAGAGCAUGCCACACCAAGGGAAAACUACUACAGAAGCAAAGUCAUCAGUCCUGGUAUCUCUGCCCACAGAGUUCACCGAAUCUGUAACGAAGAGCACUCUUACAGAGGUCCCUGUGACCUCAGCCUUAACAGAAUCCUCCACUGAGCCAGCCCUUACAGCCAUGAGCACCAGCUUAGCCCGUGUGUCUCCAACACUGACAAUUCCCAGUUUUAAGACCUCUCACCCUCCUGUGAUCAGUCCCAACACCUUGUCAAACACAGAACCUCUGAUCACUGGAACUGUGCUCACUACCUCUGGAAAACAGCACUUGCCAACCCAUCCUGAAAUUCUAGUGCCACAAAUCACAACAGAACGUGACAUUACCACAGAAAGGAACCAAGUGCAUGUAGAUGCUACAACCCAGUUGAUCGCGCUGACCAGCAUACCCACAUCAGGAAAAGAAUUGAGCACAAGGUUAGGGGUUACGGAAGAGUCCAGCCCUGCUUCGCCUUUCCUCAGAACAUCACCUUUCUCCAAAAGCACAGAUGUUUCUACUGCUGAAAUGUUGACUCCUCAAUCUACCACCCUCACUGCCCAGACUAACACACAGUCGCCAACGGCAUUGUCACCAGUUAACAGCUGUGCCGUGAACCCAUGUCUUCAUGACGGCAAAUGUAUUGUGGACCUCACCAGUCGUGGCUAUCGAUGUGUAUGUCCCCCUUCGUGGCAAGGAGACAACUGCAGUGUAGAUGUGAAUGAAUGCCUCUUGAAUCGCUGCCCACGUCAGGCCAUAUGUAAUAAUACUCAGGGAUCUUUUAUCUGUAGAUGCCCUGUUGGGUACCAUUUGGAAAAAGGGAUAUGCAAUUUGGUUAGAACCUUCGUGACAGAGUUUAAAUUAAAGAAACAGUUUCUUAAUACUACGCUGGAAAAAUAUUCAGAUGUACAUGAAGUUGAAAAUGAAAUUACCAAAAUGUUAAAUGUGUGUUUUUCCACAUUACCGGGUUAUAUCCAAUCCACGGCUCAUGUGUCUAGGGAGCCCAGUGUAUUUGUGACCUCCUUGCAAGCCACCUUUUCCCUGGCCUCCAGUGUGACACUCUUUGACCUGAAUGAUGGGAUUCAGAAAUUUGUCAAUUCCUGCAGGUCCUCUGCUGAGGUCUGCCAACUCUUGGGAUCCCAGGCACGGGUCUUUAGAGCGGGCAGCUUGUGUAAGCAGAAGAGCCCACAGUGUGACACAGAGACCUCCAUCUGUACUGACUUAGACGGGGUCGCCCUGUGCCAGUGCAAGUCGGGCUACUUUCAGUUCAAUAAGAUGGAUCACUCCUGCCGAGCUUGUGAAGACGGAUAUAGACUUGAAAAUGAAACCUGUAUGAGUUGCCCGUUUGGCCUUGGUGGUCUCAACUGUGGAAAUCCCUAUCAGCUUAUCACAGUGGUCAUCGCAGCAGCAGGAGGUGGGCUUCUCCUUAUCCUGGGCAUUGCACUAAUUGUCACCUGCUGCAGAAAGAAUAAAAAUGACAUAAGCAAGCUUAUCUUUAAAAGUGGAGAUUUCCAGAUGUCCCCAUAUGCCGAGUACCCCAAAAACCCUCGCUCCCAAGAGUGGGGUCGAGAAGCUAUUGAAAUGCAUGAAAACGGAAGCACCAAAAACCUCCUGCAGAUGACAGAUGUGUACUACUCGCCCACAAACGUAAGGAAUCCUGAACUUGAACGAAAUGGACUGUACCCAGCCUACACUGGACUACCUGGCUCCCGGCAUUCCUGCAUUUUCCCCGGACAGUAUAACCCAUCUUUCAUCAGUGAUGAGAGCAGGAGAAGAGACUACUUCUGAGAGCCAGCCAGAGAGGCCCCGUGCUCUGAGCCAGGUUCUAAGCCCCGCUGUGGCGCAGAAGAUUGCACCAGCCUGGGCACUGGGCACCGUCUGCUCCCAGGCCUGGUUGGAGCCAGGCAAGAGACAGCAAGAGAAAGACAAGCAUGAAAGCCAUGACUGCAGGGGAAGGGGCCAGAUGGAUGUGGACAGGCUGCUCGUUUGGCACCUUUCUUAUUACUGUGAACGUGGACGUGGGCCAGUACCAAGUGAGUCUCUGAGUGACUGUGACAUGGCACUGGCGCUAGGGAUGGCUGUUGGCCACAGCAGACCACUAAGUAUCAUUGCAAGGACCCAGCGUUCCCUUAGUUUGCACUUUAGUCCACUGGGCAUGCAGGAGUCCCUUUGGAUUUGUCUCAGCACUAUGCCCAAGAGAUACCGAGACACCUCCACAGACUGCAGUUGGUGAUUGGCGUGUGGCUGGACACCGGCUUUCGCUUCCCGGAACUGGGUGCUGGGCCGCAGUUGGGGUUGGACAUACCACUAUGUUUUGAAAAUGCUGCAGUUGAAUAUUCAGUAUUUUAACGCUUCUAAGUUGCCUUAUACUACAGUCUCCAAGCCAGCCCCCAAAACAAGGAGUGGACGUUUCUGAGGCACAGCACCUAACUCCCCUUGGCUUUUUAUAUCAGAGUGACACAUUUAUUUAUGAGUUUUUUCCUUCUACAGUUAAAUCUCGCUUUUUUGAGCAAACAGAUCAGGGCAAAACAACUUACAUUUGGUUUUAGAGACAUCCUACUGCCCCAGAGUGAGGCAGGACAGGCAGAGUUGGGAGCUGAACUGACAGGCAGUGGAUGUUUGUUAUCUGUGAGGGCAGCGCCUGUGGCCUGGGACUUCGACCACUGUCGUGGGAGCCAGAGGCUUCGAUGGAUAGAAGAGAUGAAAGCUGCAUCAUCCUGGGCCUGAGUUGGUGCUUUACACUAGAAGAAAAGCCUGCUAUGGUCUCCCAGGUGAAUAGGUCAGAGGAUUGGGUCAGAGGGCACAUGAGAUCUCUUGCAUUCCAAGCAUUGCAGGAGGCCAUAGGGAACUCCUGAGGGAAGGUGGAGCUGGGGUGCAGCCACCGGUGAGCAUGCUGACCUGCUGCUCUUUGUAUCCAGAAGCUCAUCCACAGACUCAGUGUCAGCUUUCAACCAAAGGUAUGUAUUCAACCAAGAAAUGGCUUAUUCUCUCCUACCCAGCCUUUGAUACCUGUUGGUGACUGUCCACCGCCCUCCGGGAUUACAGCUGGUUUCAAGUCUGCCUCGGAGGACUAAGGACGGUCCAGCAUGUGUAAGGGAAGGAGAUGCCAGUGCUGUCCUCACCAUGCCUGUGCCGUGGGUCCUGCGAGGGAGGCUUGUCCCGCACUGGAUGCCUUCUAACUGCUCCCUUGGACAUACGUUCACUUACCUCCUCGUGGAACAUCCUGGUCUUGGGUGAAGGGAAGGGAACACAGAGGUAAAAGAAUUGUCCCCACCCUGAAGCUGGGAGCUCAGUGGUACACAUUUCUGGAAGCAGCACAGCUGCUGGGGACAGUUCUGCCCUGGGCAUGGUGAUUUCUUCACAGUACUCCAUAAUCUCUUCAGAACGUACAGUCCUCCCCAUGACGUGUCAGGUAUGGACUCCUGUGCCCUGCAGCCCCACAACUUGCUGUCACCCACUAUGGCAGAGGCACUGGUCGGGUCCAGUGUGUUUCAGGAGUCCAGGUGCACUCAUCUCAUGAGUAUGUGAGGCCUUCUGUUGCUGUUGCUGUUGCUGUUGCUGUUGCUGUUGAUGGAGGUUAAAACCUCAGAGCAUCGCCGUUUUGAAACCUUGGGUGGUGUCUCUGUCUGUGGAGCCGAGGCUCUUUGCACUUUGCUGCCUUGCAUCUACCCAGAGAGCUUGGAGCUCCACACUGCGUUCUCCCAAGUGGCAGACUCGGACCCUGUGUGAGACAGCCUCCCUCCUGUCCUCAGCACUGCAUCCCCAGCUGUAAGAAGAGCUACCACCGCAGCUCCGCCACUUCUGCCUUUGGCGGAGACCACAGCUGGCAAACGAUCUCCUGUGUGAGGGCCAGAAGCCUUACACCCCGCAAUAUGCUCCACAAAAGCAUGCUUGGGAAAAAUGCUGACAUCUAAAAGUGUCCUGUGAGUUCCAGAAAUGUGUUUUCCUGGGUUUUGGCCCACUAGAGUGGAUUGAGAAUAAUGUUUCUUUUUCACUUUGAAAAACAAAGGUGCCAAGCAAGACAGGGUUCAUGGUAUCUACACUUUCUAGGAGAGGGUGGAUUGGGAAAGCAUCCUGAGGUCUGGACAAGGUGUGAGAGGAACAUGACUUACCCGUGGCUCACAGCCUGUCCCAGGAGAGGCAGGGAUCACUCCUGUUGGGGUUCUAGCUCCAGAAGGGCCUGCCUGGGCCAAGAGGAAACAGCUAUAGGGUGUUAGUAGCCCACAGACAAGCAAACAGGACAUCGGCCUCACACACUGGAACACAGCCGGGGCCGACUGCUGUGUCUACCUCCGCACCUGAAAUGUGUGAUUCGUGUGCGCUGAAAUACCAUGGUUCUGCUUUGGGACCCCACAGCUGGGCAGAAGUGACACUUAGCAUCCCACAAGCGCUUCAGUAGGGAAGAGCUUGGGCCAGGUGGGGUGUGUGUGUCUGGAGAAUGCUGGGGCAUGAAACCUGGAGAGGGAGGAGUCACCUGGCUUCCUGGUAUUGUCCUGGGCUUUAAGAGCAGGGAGACCUUGUUUCCAUCAUCUUUUCCUGUGUAAUGAUGAUGCAGCCCAUGGUACCAGGGUCUGUUUCUUUAGAAAGACAUUCCUACCACGACCAGGCUCCACGCACACCCUGGCCUCCUAGCCCCGCCUCCUAGCCCCCCUGCUAGUUAGCCGUGCAUGCCCAUUUCUUGGACGAAAAGACUUCCAAAGAGGAUAGAUAACUGGCCUUGUGAAGGCAGGAUCAAAUCUUGGUGUGCAUGACUUGCCCCGUCCCUCUUUCCACUCGUUUUCCCUGCCUCCCUUCCGGCAGAUACCUCGCCAUGCAAUAUAGUUUAAAUCUCACAGAGGGCAAGAGAGAAAGGACCUAUGACUUAAAUUAUUCUUAAAGACUUUUAAUAUUUUAAGCAGUAACAAAACUAGUGACAACAUACUAAACAUACCUUUUGAAAUGCCCAAAGGUGGUUUUAUGUGUUUCCCGGAUGCUUGUGGUCACUUUGAGAACAUGGUUACUGGUGUGUGCUCAUCAAGAAGCUUGUUGUAUGUGACUCGGGCAGGCGGAAGUGCAAGGUGCUCUCCUGGGUGGGGCUCAGAACUGCACACUCACGGAGGGCUGCCUGCCCCCUUCCACUGGGGAGGCUGUGGUUCCUGCACUGGGAAGCGUACUUUGCGAACCAUUAUCAGAUCUGGGAGCAUCUUCAGGGAGAUGUCUUCAGUACCGAUCUCCCUUCUUUGAAGGAAGGUGAUUUUCAGGAGUAGCUUGCUGAAUGGGUGGUGCUGUCAAGCUGGCUGUUAGCAUUUGAGGUUAAAAAGUAAAGGUGGCUUGAGUUAGGGAAGAGCUAGCUCAAGUGGGCCUAUGCAAGAGGCCUGAGUCUUUGGCCUAGGGACCAGAUGCUGUCUAAGGAUGUGUCCUUGAAGGACGGAAUCUAUUCCGAUGUAAAAGUUGCAGAAAGGCACGUUAGUGUCAUCGCUUGGCAUACGACUUUUGGUGCCCCACUUGGUGGAGGGCCUAGGGACCGUGGAACUGUGGAACUUUAGCUAGAAAAAUAGUGCUUUACUGUUGAGUAACUCAAAUAUACCCAAAACGAGGGUUUUGAUUCAUAGUUGUAAAAUAUAUUUGGAGCAGGGUGUCAUGGUGCAUGCCUGUAAUCCCGGCAGUUGGGAGGGUGAGGCAGGAGGAUUGCCACAAGUUCAAGGCCAGCCUGGACUACAAUAGUGAGUUCAGUGGCAGUGUGAACUAUUCAGCAAGACCCUGUCUCAAAAAAUAAAUAAAUAAAUAAAUAAAAUAUAUUUGGAUUUUAAAAUCACAGCACUUCUUUGGGAAGAGGAAGCAGAGUUCAGUAUUUUAGUAUUUUAUAUUUUAUUUAAAACUGCCCUUAAUAUAAGAGAUACUUUUCCUGUUUGAAAGCUUUCAUGGCAGUAAGAAUGGACAUUUUACUUCUUUCUUUGAUCAUGUAUCAUUCUGAGUGUUCUUAUGUACAUUUUAGAAACAGAAAUAUGGUUUUGUAGAGUUUUCUUUUGGGUAUUUUUUUUUUCUUUUUCAGAUCCCCAAAAGUGGUUAAAGUAGCAGGCACAUUAAAUUAUUAAAUGUCAGUUAAUUUGUUGAUCUAAAGCAUCUCAGUACCACUAUACUUCUUCCUGUCUGAUGUGAACUGUAGCUCACAGAAAAGCCCAUGAAACCAAAAGGGACCCUUUAGAUCUAAAAGGAGAAAGAUCCUGGCCUGCAUCUGUCCCAUGAGCAUUUUUAAAGAAGAUAUUUCAAAAGAGUCUCUUGUUAGAUUUUAGGGUUAUAAUUUUUUAUCAUGUGUUUAAUGCAUAUUAGUGCAGACUUCUUCGGUAGGAGGGAUGAGGCAGCACAGACAGUGUUGGAAUCUGUGUCUGAAAAAGAUCCACCACACUUACCUUUCUGUGUUAUCUAAGCCUGUUCCAAAAAGAAAGUGGUUAUUUCAUCAUGAAUUGCUGUGAGUUUUGUUAAUGUCUACAUUGCCAGAUGUAUGGUUAAAUGUAACAUACAGCUGGAGUGUGAACUCUGAAUUUUCAUGUUGUCCUGAAUUUCUCUUUAUAGACCAUAGCCCUUGGUUGAUUGUGUUAAAUCCAUUAUGAGAAUGUUAUUUAAAGUUGUAUUAUAAUUCCAGCCUCCACUAAUUAUUCAAUAUUGUAGCAGCAAAGUAUUAUUUGUAAGAAUUUGGUUAUUUUUAUACAUAUAUUCACUCAAUCUGGCGUUCUAGUCAGUAAAAUGAUGCAAUAAAAUGAGUAUCAUUUUC
Cavia porcellus (domestic guinea pig) is the source of this 9261-nucleotide messenger RNA. It is a transcript of the gene Heg1, whose product is annotated as heart development protein with EGF like domains 1. Gene Ontology annotation, biological process: heart development. NCBI's taxonomy places the organism in Eukaryota, Metazoa, Chordata, Mammalia, Rodentia, Caviidae. The coding region runs from base 108 to 4298 and encodes 1396 amino acids. The record is from RefSeq and is a predicted model, not a curated record. Gene Ontology annotation, molecular function: calcium ion binding. The transcript has 18 exons.